Messenger RNA from Coregonus sp. 'balchen', 357 nucleotides. NCBI's taxonomy places the organism in Eukaryota, Metazoa, Chordata, Actinopteri, Salmoniformes, Salmonidae. The record is from the annotation of a GenBank genome assembly.
AUGUCUGGGACAGAACUUCGCACAGGUGAGCAGACUGUCCAUAUAAAAUACAUUGAAACAACUUGAUUUGGGAGUGCUCUGUGCUGGUCCUAUCAUCCAUCCUAGUUAGAUUACUCCUGGACUACUGCCGCCAAUAUAUACAUUUGUAAUAGUUGAGAACACCAGAUUUGUCAUCCUUUUAUAGAGAUCUGUUGUUCACAGAUGGAGGCGAAGGUAGUGAUGGCCAAGCUGCUCCAGAGGUUUGACUUCAGCCUGCUGCCUGGCCAGUCCUUUGACAUCCUGGACACUGGGACUUUGAGACCAAAGAGUGGAGUGGUGUGUAACAUCAAACACCGAGGACAGACACCUGCAGCCUGA